GAUUAAUACACUAGCGUUCGGGAAAAUGUAUUUUUCUCAGUCGUGACAUAAAGCCAGCCGAUAAUCUGCCUGCUAUUGAUCCAGACAUGGAAGAAGUCUUGGCUGAGGAAGAGAUUGAAGAAGCUGUCGAUGAAGCAGCUGCUGAGUUGAGCGAGGCACGAGAACAAACACCACCAGCCGAUAUCCCGGCUCCUCAAAGAACGCCUCCAACACCAAUUGCCCUAGCUCGGCAAACCAGGCAAAAGAAAUCUGCUGGAAGGAAAAAGCCAGCACCAGUACCAUCUCCAGCUCCAUCGCCUUCUCCUCCUUCACCUCCUGCCCAGCCAGCAUCUAGUGAACAUACUCCAUCGGCUGCAAGCAGUCACAAUGUAGAAGAAGAAGUCCAAGCCCCUCCUACUAUCACUGUCUUGGCCGAUAUGUUCUCCUUUGAUAUUCGGCAAUACUUCGAUGAAGAAGAGGAAGACACCACUAGCAAGGCUCUUGCCCCUCUAACUGAUGAUGUGAAAAGGAAUCUCCAAGAUAUAUCAACUCGGUUGGAGGCCUCUCUAGAUGUAUUGGUCGCCUACUGUGGAUCAAUAAGAACUAGGUUCAAUGAAAUCCAAGACUUGAUCCCAUAAGACUUGGUUGCUGCACUGACUCCGGCUGCUUUCCUUGAGCAACAUCAAUUUAAAUUAGAGAAAGCAAGGCAAAGGAUAGCUGAUCGGCGAGAAAGAAAAGACAUUGAAGCAACUAUCCAAGCCAAUCGGCUGUCCGUGAACAAGGAGAAGGCAAGGUUAGAUCAGCUAUCCAUUGGGCCGGUGCCUAUUCAAUCCAAUAUAGAUCGGCUAGAAUCUCGAAGGAUUGAGGUCUUGGCUCAGCUUGAAGAGUGCAACACCGAGUUAGCCUUAAAGAGGCAAAAGUUAGCCGAUCUGCCCAAGGUUGUUGAAGAACAGAAGUUGAAGUUGAAGGCUACCAUCAGAAAUGUUGCCGAUCUAACCAAGUCCUUGAAGUUUGUUCCUGGAACCGACGCCCAAGAUGAAGUGGAGCAAAUUAGGCAGAGGGCAAUAUCGGCUAUUCAAAGAUACCUUGCCGAUUGAACUGAUGAUAUGUAAUAGGACUUAGAAAUAUUUUUGUAACUGGCUUUAAAACUCUUGUGCUUCCGUAGUUUGCUCUCAUGAACUUGAU
Oryza sativa Japonica Group (Japanese rice) is the source of this 1164-nucleotide messenger RNA. RefSeq lists its product as uncharacterized. NCBI's taxonomy places the organism in Eukaryota, Viridiplantae, Streptophyta, Magnoliopsida, Poales, Poaceae. The record is from RefSeq and is a predicted model, not a curated record.